ACAACAGAUUUAUUAUUGUAGCAUAACUGCUCAGUAACACUUGAGCUUUUAUUGCUAUGAGGAGUUUUUAGCCAUUAAUACACCUGUACGAGAAAGAUAAAGUUGAGAGUAUAAGGGGUCGUGUGCAUGCACAGAAAGCAUAGGUGGUACGUUUCAAUAGGUGAGACGGGAUGUUAGAACAGGGUUGAUGUCUAGUCACCGCUCAGCAGGAAACAUGCUCACAGGUGUAUUGACAGCUGUAUUUAUUCUUCAUUCUAGAUACAGAGAAAAGAGAAGCGGUACCAAAAUGAGCAACGUCAAGGGUACAAAGUUAUGUGGACUUUGCUUAAAAAUGUUUGUCAGCUUGAACCAGCACCUUAAGAAAGGGCAUAGAGUUCCCAACAAGGAAGAACACGCACUCCUCCUUGCAUUUGGCAAAACUUGCUUCACAGGGAGUCUUACUUGUCCAGUUUGUGACAAGACAAACAUUGUUCGGCUGGACAAACAUCUGAUGAAAGUCCAUCUUCUCUUAACAUUAGAAUGUCGACAGAUGUUUAUUAGAUCCGCCAAGAGAACAGCGAUCAUAGCACAACUCAGCGCUCUGAGGGCUACCAAUCCAGACAACCCAAUGGUGUCAGAACUGGAUUUACAUCACACAGCGGGCCCAUACUAUAGCCCACCAUAUGAAGCAGGAGAGGAGGAGAGUGUAGGCCCAGAUGAUGGGGGUCCGGAAACCAUCUGUGAUGAGUCUGAUGACAAAGGGCUUCUUGAUCUAUUUGUUGACAACAAACCAGAUGACCCGGAGGCUGAUGCAAUGGCCUCGCCCUUGCUGAGUUCCACGCAGCUGGAAACGAUUGGCUCUGCAGAGGAACGGUGUGCCAGUCCUUUGCCAGGGCCCUCUUCCCACUGUCACUCAGCCCAAACCUCUGACCCUGAGGAGGGCACAUCCCAUCAGGCUCUAGAGUCUAGGCAAGCAAAAAAGAAAUCUUCGCUCCACCAGGUCUCUGCUAGACUUGACAGCCUAGAAAAACUAUUAAACGAAACCCUCCUCAGGGUUUCCCGAUUAGAACACACAGCAUUGUGGAAGACCCCAGAAACAAAAAAACCAAGCACACAGAAAACCAGCACAACCCCUCUAAAGCAGGACCCCAAACAAAAACUUGUAACGCCAGUGAAGAAGUGGAAAAACGCUUCAAAAUCACGGAGCCCCGAAACUACACCCUUUUUUGUCCACGCUCUGGAUGGUUUUCUAAAGAAAAAGAAAGAAGACAAAACUUCAAGGAAGGAGAUGGACAAUGCCCAGCAGUCACACAGUCAGGCUCUCCGCUUUUGCUCCUACAUGCUGCAGGGGUUACCUCCCACCGCUGGCCAGCACAACCUCCUCUUCCUGCAUCAGAUGGAUAAGCUCAGAGAGUGGCCAAGUCACCUUGCUGAGGAGGGCUACACCCCGUCCACGGCGAAAGUUAUGUUGGCCAGUGUCCGAAACUUCACAACUUACAUCAAGGACGCGUACCCGCACAACAGUGGGCUGUCCACACAACAAAUUAAUGAGAUGCUGUCUGGAAUGAAGUCCCUGGCCUCAGAAAUUCACAAAAGCGUUGUGGUCCACCGGGAUCGGGUUGCUAGAGAAAGAUCAGAAAGCAGCGUGGAGGCCGUGGAGGAGGAGGACAGCUUCAUGACGGCGGCAAAAAGGAAAUCUCCAUCCCCUCUGGUGCGGGAACGCCACAAAGAGUGGACUACACCCGGGACCGUUCGGCUGAAGGCCCUCAACCCAGAAAAACCAGGCCCACCAAAGAGUGCUGUGGUCUCUCCCACCCACCCCACAGAACCUGGGCAUCAAGAUCCCGCGGAUGAGCUGGGUCUGAUGCAAGUUGGUCGAGAGGUAGGCAGCUCAGCUGAGUUCAGCUCAGCUUCAAGAAAGACUGAAACAAAAAGACUUUUUCCGGACAAGCCUGAAGACUAUUCCCUUCCCAUGCAACACAUGCCCCCAGAUGCCCAAGGUCCAUCAAAGAAAGCCAAAGUGGAGCAAGCCCCCCAGUCCGACCGGUCUAUUACACCACCAACAGUGUCCAGCCCCUAACCCCUACAGCCACCCACAGGACUUGCACCACUCCCUCACUGCCACCACUGCAGUACUUUCUGUGCCUAGUUUUUUUUUUUAUUAUUCUUAUUAUUAUUCUUCUUCUUAUUAUUAUUAUUAUUAUUAUUAUUAUUAUUAUUGUUAUUAUUAACGUUGCAGUGCUUUGUAUAUAGUUUAGGUAGAGACAUUUUUUAGACAGUUCACUAAUCUUAUGUGUUCUCUUGUGUAUAUAUUGUGUUGUAUAUUAUGUGUGCUCGUGUUCAUGUUGUGUGAAUAACUUUUUUUACAUUAAUGAAUAUAUUCUGUGUGCCGCUGUUUCUCUUUUCUCUUUGUAUAUAGUUCAAGUAGCUCUAGACUGUUUAUAGAUGCCUCAUAAGUUUUUGUUUAUUUAUAUUUUUCCCUUCUAAUACGUGUACAUACUGUGUUUUUUUCUGUGUUAUUAUGUGUGCUGGUGUUCAUGUUGUGUGUAAAUAACAGGUUUUCUAAAACUGAAUAUAGUUUUUUUUAAACAAAGUUUUCUCAGUUUGUCAUUUCUGAAUUUAAGACUAAAUGUGUGACUUAAAA
This is a messenger RNA of Melanotaenia boesemani (Boeseman's rainbowfish), 2623 nucleotides long. RefSeq lists its product as uncharacterized. The coding region runs from base 188 to 2059 and encodes 623 amino acids. The record is from RefSeq and is a predicted model, not a curated record. The transcript has 10 exons. Lineage: Eukaryota; Metazoa; Chordata; Actinopteri; Atheriniformes; Melanotaeniidae.